AUGGGUCUUUCUGAAUUCUUUUCCAGCUUUGUUCCUACCGUUUUUGCCGAUGAAGAGCCUCAAGAGGAGCAACCUGUUGAGGAACAAGAAGAAGUUGUAGAAGAAGAAGAAGAAGAAGAAGAACCCGAAGAUCCCAAACCUGAAAUUAUGGAAGCCUGUGCCGACCAAUGUGCUGCCUUGAAGAAGCACCUCGAUGAAUGCAAUGAACGUGUCGAAAAUGGCUCCAAUGAAAACUGUGUUGAAGAAUUCUUUCACUUUAUGCACUGUGCUGAUGAAUGCGCUGCUCCCAAGAUUUUUGCUGCUACCAAAUAA
Molecule: messenger RNA, 312 nt
Organism: Rhizopus microsporus ATCC 52813
Lineage: Eukaryota; Fungi; Mucoromycota; Mucoromycetes; Mucorales; Rhizopodaceae
Product: Non-heme 11 kDa protein of cytochrome bc1 complex
Exons: 4
Coding region: 1-312 (103 amino acids)
Biological process (GO): mitochondrial electron transport, ubiquinol to cytochrome c
Source: RefSeq, a predicted model, not a curated record